This is a messenger RNA of Diversispora eburnea, 429 nucleotides long. NCBI's taxonomy places the organism in Eukaryota, Fungi, Glomeromycota, Glomeromycetes, Diversisporales, Diversisporaceae. The record is from the annotation of a GenBank genome assembly.
AUGAAUCAAAAAGUCGCAUUUGUUACUAUCUUGGUUGCGUUUUCCGUAUUCUUUAUCUGCUUUACAAAUGCUUCUCCAAUUGGAUUGUCACCUCGUUCACCCGGUGACCUCGCAUUCGCUGAUUUCACGACACCCACUUUUGAUGCUAAUAUAGUCACUGGUAGAGUCACUUUUACUGAACUUUUUGUCGAAACCGUCAGAAUAACUGGACAAUUUAAUACAGGAUUCAUUGAUCAAACUAGCAAAUAUGAAUAUCAAAUUUCCGGCAGUAAAAAGGAAUUAAUUUCUGGUAUCAUAAUUAAUCCACCUGGAAUUUCCCCAUUUCAAUUUGAUGUCGAAAAUACAACCAUACAAUUUUUUGUCGGGAAAAAAAUUAAAAUCUUCCGUAAUCGUGAAGUUAUUGGAAAGGCAACUAUCCAACAAAUUUAA